AUUUAGUUACUUUAUGAGUCUGUUAUAAAACUACAAGCCCCAGAAUGCAUUGCGUGACUCGUUCAGUAACAGCAGUGACUUACACGACCUCACCCAACAUGGCGGCCGUAAGGUGUCACUAAGUAAUGGCGAGCCAGGACAGAGGAGAGAUGAUUGAGAAGAUCUUGAAUCAUGCUCUGGGGAUCAUCUACGUGCUGACGGGAGAGGUCUCCCUCCUGCAGCAUCUGAAGAACUCGGUGAUAAGGUUCUCGAUAAACAGGGACAGGAAAAUGAUGUGUGAGAGGAUCAUGAAUCACGCUCUGGAGAUAAUCUACCUGAUGGCAGGAGAGGUGAUGUCACAUGUAUACCCUACUUCAUUACAGAUACGUAUGACUAGAGAGGAAUACACCAUUGUGAGGAUGAAUUCCCCCCACAGCAGCAGUAGCCUACUGACCGGUGAGGUCCCUAUAAAGUGUGAUGAUGUUGCCGUCUAUUUCACUAUGGAGGAGUGGGAUUAUAUAGAGGGACACAAGGACGUUUACAAGGACCUGAUGAUGAAGACUGCUCAACCUAUCAGUGCAUUGAAGAUUUCGGUACACGGAGCAUUAGAUGACCCUAUGCCAAGGGACAUGGUGAAGGAAUCUUCUGCUGCAGACUGCUCAACACAGCCAAUAACGGAGGAUGAUAGCAGCCUUUCUCUGCCAGAUGAAAGUGAUCAGAAGCCACCAGACCUGAAUGUUAACAAUGAUUGUAAUAAUGACACCUGGUGCAUUAGGGAAGUUCUAGUAGAUGAGAUAAAACCAAUUCAACAGGAGCCAGAGACUGAAAACCAACAGCGGUCACAAAUAAGCAAAAAAAGCAAAAAACUGUCUGGAUCAAAAUGUAAGUCAAAGGCCCAAAAGGAAAUUGAUAUUAGGGACAAACCUUUUAAAUGCAAUGAAUGUUCUGCAUUCUUUUCAUACAAGUCCCAGUUCCUAACCCAUCAGAAAACUCACAUGAAGGAUAAGAGAAAUGUGUGUUCUGAAUGCGACAUGCUCUUUAAUAAUAGGUCACAACUGAAUGUCCACAAGAGAACCCAUAAAAGCAAUGCGUCCUAUGCCUGUCCUGAUUGUGGCAAAUGCUUCCUUGAUAAAUCACAUCUCGUCCAACAUCAAAUAUUUCAUACAGGUGAGAAGCCGUACGGUUGUCCUGAUUGCAAUAAAACAUUUGCUAACAGAUCACACCUAUCUCAACACCAAAGGACACAUACAGGAGAAAAGCCGUAUGGCUGCCCAGACUGCGACAAGAGAUUUGCUAAUAGAUCACAUUUGGUGCAACACCAAAGAAUUCAUACAGGAGAGAAGCCAUAUGUAUGUCCUGAUUGUGGCAAAAGCUACACUCAGAGUUCACAGUUGGCGAUACAUAAGAGGAGUCACACUGGAGAGAAGCCUUACUCUUGCCAGCAGUGUGGAAAAGCCUUUUCUGUAAGGGCAAGCUUAUUCAAACAUGCUAUAAUACAUACUGGGCAGAAACCAUACCCAUGCUCUGAUUGUGGCAAAUGUUUUUCUAUACGAUCUGCUCUGGUUACACAUCAGCGAAUUCAUGCAGGAGAGAAACCUUAUAGAUGCAAGGAUUGUGGGAAAGGAUUCUGUCACAACUCUCACCUUGUUAUACACCAAAGGACUCAUACAGGAGAAAAGCCACACGUGUGCCAAGACUGCGGCAAGGGCUACUAUGUCAAGUCGCAGCUGGUUAUACAUCAAAGGAAUCAUACAGGAGAGAAGCCCCAUGUGUGCCCAGACUGCGGCAAGGGUUACUACGUAAGGUCCCAGCUGGUCAUACACCAGAGAAAGCACACUGGGGAGAAACCGUAUGUUUGUUCUGAGUGUGGGAAAUGUUUCACCUCACGCUCAAUUCUCUCUACGCACCAGAAAAUUCAUUCAGGCGAAAAGCCGUAUGUGUGUCCUGUAUGUGACAAGGGCUUCGCUAGGAGCUCAACCCUGCAAAUACAUAGCAAGAUUCAUGCAGUGUAUAACUGACUUUUUUAUUAAACACAGAAGAGGAAUUGCUGACUUAUUACAACCUGUAGCGUUAGUGACUUUUUCAUAGUUGUUUUUUUUACUUUAAAAGUAAUUCAGUAUUUAUUUAAAGGGACAGUCAAGUCCAAAUAAACCAUUUCAAAUAGGGCAUGUAAUUUUAAACAACUUUCCAAUUUACUUUUAUCACCAAUUUUGCUUUGUUCUUUUGGUAUUCUUAGUUGAGAGCUAAACCUAGUAAGGCUCAUAUGAUAAUUUCUAAGCCCCUGAAGGCCGGCUCUUAUCACCAGCUUUUUUAUUUGCUUUUCACAACAGGGGAGAGCUAGUUCAUGUAAACCAUAUAGAUACCAUUGUGAUCACGCCCGUGGAUUGUGGCAGACACUGCACUAAUUAGCUAAAAUGAAAUCAGUAUUUAGUGAUUAAUUUAGUUUAUUUAUUGCAGGUACAGACUGCACAUCAUCAGGAUGAAUGCUAUAGUAUGGGGUUCCUCAUAAUUUUUUUUUUCUUCAUUGUUACAUAUUUAUGUAAAUGAUAGACAAUACAUUUCUUGAUAACAAAAGACUGUAUUAGUAAAAAUCUUCCAUUGUCA
Bombina bombina (fire-bellied toad) is the source of this 2583-nucleotide messenger RNA. RefSeq names its product zinc finger protein OZF. The transcript is spliced from 6 exons. The coding region runs from base 126 to 1997 and encodes 623 amino acids. The record is from RefSeq and is a predicted model, not a curated record. Gene Ontology annotation, biological process: regulation of DNA-templated transcription. NCBI's taxonomy places the organism in Eukaryota, Metazoa, Chordata, Amphibia, Anura, Bombinatoridae.